Messenger RNA from Magallana angulata, 3876 nucleotides. RefSeq names its product histone-lysine N-methyltransferase EHMT1-like. The transcript has a single exon. Gene Ontology annotation, biological process: intracellular signal transduction. The record is from RefSeq and is a predicted model, not a curated record. The coding region runs from base 437 to 1375 and encodes 312 amino acids. NCBI's taxonomy places the organism in Eukaryota, Metazoa, Mollusca, Bivalvia, Ostreida, Ostreidae. Gene Ontology annotation, molecular function: protein binding.
GUCAAAUAUCAAUACAUGUAAACAUAGUUAACAACGAGAUAUUGACGCAAAACGCAACUUAAACAAUUCUCAGAUAGUAAGACUUAAAGGAAGGAGUGUUUUAUGCCAAACUGUAUCUGCAUUAAGUUUACACCACUUGUUCCUUUAAUAACAUAACAAAAUGAAGUGACGUACGUCUUCAGACAUGAUCCAUCUGACAGUUUAAAUAUAUCCGUUUGCGUCUUUCCUGAUCCGUCGAUAACCACAGGGGACCGAUAGUGAGAGCGGUUGUCAACAUGCACCAAAGGUGAUAAUGAAUUUAAUAUGUUGAAAGAAUCUCCUGCGGCGUGGUUCUGUAGACUGAGCAGUUAAUCGGAUACAUUUUAUUCAGAGGCUGCAAAAUCAAUUUAUUCCACAAUUUUCAUUUUUGCAAAAGUGUAGUGGAGUAGAGGAUAUUAUGCCGGUAAAAAUGCAGAGAUCUAGUGACAGGGGGAUGGAUAAUCUUCUGUGCACUUCUUUUCAGGCCAUAAAUGAGUACAAUCAAUCGCAUCUGGUGUUUGAUUUGUACAUGGCGGUCAUUUCAGGAGAAACUCAGUUAGUUAGGAAUAUUCUGCUUUCCCAUCCAGACGUGGAUUUCAAUGUUCUUGUGAAAGGAGCAACAGUACUGUCACUGUCGCUCUACAAGCGACACUUCGACAUUUUUGGCUUGUUAAUGAGGCAUAGCGAGAAAAGCAGAAAAUUGAAGUUGAACAUAUGCAGCAAAGAUCAUCUGAAUCGUAUUGAACCACCCAUUAUCACAGCUUGCAGAAUGCAUUUUCUAGAAGGUGUGGUGGCUCUAGUGAAUGCAGGAGCCGAUUUGGAUGCAGUGGACAAUAAUGGUCACACAGCAUUGUGGGUAGCUUCUCGACAGCAAAUGCCAGAUCUUGUGGAGUAUCUCAUCUCAAAUGGUGCUAGUGUUAACAAAACUGACCGUUUUAAUUACACCCCUCUUCUCACUGCCUUGACCUACCGAGUAAGUUCAAUCAUCACCAAGACUCUGAUCUUGCAUGGAAGCAAUCUGGAAGGUCCGAAAGUGUCCAUCAUGGCUCAGCAAACCCCGCUUUUCUGGGCAGCCAAGAGUAAAAAUAUUGAAAUUGUUCGUUUAAUUUUGUGUGCAGGACUACCCACUUCGGAAAUCAAGAGUGUUCACAGAGCGUUACUGAUGGAUGGAGAACUGGACACUCAAAUUUUGACCCUGUUGAAUUCAGAAUACCAGAGGCCGCCACUUCUUCGACAGAUUUGUCGGAGAGUAGUGAGAAAUACAGUCAGCAAAAGCUGCAAAGGAAAAGACUUCAUCAAGCAUAUAAAUGCUUUACCAUUGCCAGUCAUCAUGAAACAAUAUCUGACCUUAAGAUAAAUUCUUUUAUGUCUUUGAUUAGAUAUUAGCUAUAUCUAUGUGCUUCAAGUACAAUGUAAAAAUUUAGAAUUAGUGGUGUUUGUUGAUAAGUAUGCAUGUUAUAAUCUUGCCUAUGAAUUAAUUAAGUCUUUAAAAAUUGUCAAUUAUUUAUAUGUUGGCAAAUGAUUUUUUUUUGAAUAGCAAUUUAUUUACAAAAUUGUUUCUAUUUUCUUUUUAUGAAUAGAGAUUAAUUAUUGAGUGUUCAUUUACAGAAAUAUACUUGUUAUUUCCUAGUCAUACAACAAAUGUUAUUUUCAAUAUUAACUCUCUGUUAUAGUAUUUUAUUUUGAAAUAAUUAUUGCAGAUUUUUAUCAGUUUCAUAUAGCAAUUAAAAAUUACAUCAUUGAUUAAUUAGCUUAUUAAUUUCACACAUUUACUUAUCAUGCUUAUUAAAUAGAGUUUAGUAUUUAUGAACAUUCUAAAUCAAUGGAUUCAACACAUGUAUGACCUUUUUUUACCAUGAACUUUUGCAAUUUCUUGUCUGUUGCCAAUUAUUGAAAGAGCAUUUCAGAGCUUUAUGAUGUCCAUCAUUUAAAAUGAUGUGCAGUAAGAGUUUAAGUGUGUUUUGGUCAUUAUAAUCAUUUGAUUGUAAAUCUUAUCUUUUCAACCCCUAGCUUUCUUGCAAAACAUAUCAUUAAAAUGAAUGAAAAAAUGCUAAAUCCGUAGGAAAAUGUUCUAAUUAUUUGCCCUAAUUAAGUUCAGGUACCAGUAUUCACCAUAAUAUCUGUAUAUAUAGAGAAGUUAAUGAGUAUAUAACUGUAAAGGAGUUGAUGAGUACUGUAUCUUAAGACAAACGUAAGGCAAAGAAGUGCAGGAACUUAAAAUGUCAUAGCCCAAAAAUAACGGUGUAGACAUAUCACGUAACACCACACAAAACCACUUAUGACUGAAGGAAAACCUUCCCACACAAUGCACACAGAUAUACAUGUAUACUGUACCGAUUCAUGCAAAUUAUUUAAGAGGCAGAGCUUAUUAUAUCACUAGCAGUCAUGUGCAAAUGCAUAACCGGUAGUCUAGUACUUGGCUCUCUCUUAGGGGAUAGGUAUAAUUUGCAGAUCUGCAAUUUUUUCCCCCCAAACCCCUAAAAUCGACCUCCUAUUGCAUAUGUUCACACAAUCUCCCAAUUUGAACUCUUCUCUCACGUGUUCAUAUUCUGCAAAUGCCAUUAAAUGUUUAGUAUGUGUACUGUUCAUAUUUUUACCAAAAAUGUUCUAGAAAAACAGAUUUCUUUACCAAGACUGCGAAUUUAUAAGCAGUCUAAAUUGAAUUGUUUUAUUAGUAUCCCCUGAAUUCUACAAAUUAUUGCCAUUUUAAUUCAUUAUUCAUGUAUAUUUUGUGUCUGACACAUGCAAGCUGGAAGAUUUGAUUAAAAAUGCUGGAUGUAUCUCAGACGUCAUAAUUUUUUUCAAAAACUACCAAUAGGAGUUAAUGGAAUUUUUGAUAUUUAUAUCUAUAUAGAGCUGUUAUUCAAUGCUUUGAUUAUUUAUGACUAAUUACCUUAAAUGUUACAAAUUUUGUCCAUUUUAAGUAAGGGAAACUGCCCUUUUGUCACGUACAACUGUAUGUGCUAAUUAUUAAAAUGUAAGAGAAGUCGGCUAGUGCGUAAUUAAGAAUCAAUUUAACUUUAUUGAACUGUAAGCUUCGAUUUGAAAGUUUUUAUUGAGCGACUGCAGCUUGUAUGUUCUUGUGUUAAUUUUCAUUUCCUUUAAAAUAUUGUAAUUAAUGAAAGUUUUUGAUUUUUUUUAAACAAUGGUAGGUACUUGACCUACACUGCUAAAUCCAUUAAGUUUUUUACGAGUGAGAGUGGUAUAGGCAUUGAUGAGAAAGACAUUGUUACUGUUUUUUUAAUAAACUUUGCUGCUUUUAAACCCUGAGGCUAACCAGAAUGAAAGUAGAAGACUUGCUUUAAUAAGAAGAAUUCAAUCUCUAAAAAUUUAACAUUUUAAAUUAGAAAGUCUACAAAUAUGAUUUUCACUUUGAAAAAAAAAUACAUCUAGGAUGUUUACAUGCAUGAAAAUAAAGAAUGUACCGUAAUAACGACAUACAUGUAUUACCUGGUAAAAAAUUAUGGCCCUAAUAAUUAAAAUAUUUCCUGUCUUGCUUUGGGGAUGGUGCGUGUACUCAUUAAUAUAAAGCUGCAUGCUUCUGUUUGAGUGAAAUAAUCGGAUAUACGAGAUCAACAUUUUUUUUCCCAUAAAGUUGGUUAAACCAAUAAUUUCCUUGUUAGUUCUAAAAUUACUUAAACAUGGUUUGGCUGUGUGUUCAAAUGACAGGUAUCAAGACAUGGUGCUCAGUCAGUCUGGGAGAUAUAUGUUCAUGUAUAUACAUGACGAAAUAAAAUUAUGAAUUCAUUUCACACAAUGUGCAUUUUUUUCUGUUUGGAUUUGCAUGUCUCGUUUUAUUUUAUUAUGAUUUUUUGUUGUUGUAUCACAUUCAGGUGACAUUAAAAGCUUAAAGCUAAA